AUGGGCACCAAUGUCAACAAGACUCGUGUUGCACCGACCAUAGCCUCACACAAAAGUGAUGAUGCAGAAGUUUCUUGGACCCAAUCCCCACUGACCCCUGCCUCCACCCGUAACCGCAGUGGUAAAGCCAUUCCUCAAUACAUAACCACACCUACCGAGGACGAGUACAGUGAUUGCGAUGAUUACCAUCAAUAUCUCCGGUCCGAAGCUCAAAAGCGCCAGGGCAUCACGAAAGCUAAUGCUCCACCUACCCCUACCACAACCCCAAAGAAAAAGAAAAAGGGCAAGGCAAAGAUUUCCUGUGAAGCCAUCGUCACAGGCCUCUGCUUCCCAUGCCCGCAAUGGCAGAGUUGUUCCUCGACACGCGACUGCCCCAAUCCCCGACGAGUACGAGGAUUUCGACGAUUACCAUGA
Messenger RNA from Morchella sextelata, 414 nucleotides. RefSeq lists its product as uncharacterized. The transcript has a single exon. The coding region runs from base 1 to 414 and encodes 137 amino acids. Lineage: Eukaryota; Fungi; Ascomycota; Pezizomycetes; Pezizales; Morchellaceae. The record is from RefSeq and is a predicted model, not a curated record.